Messenger RNA from Diatraea saccharalis (sugarcane borer), 1865 nucleotides. Lineage: Eukaryota; Metazoa; Arthropoda; Insecta; Lepidoptera; Crambidae. The record is from the annotation of a GenBank genome assembly.
AUUCUCAGUUCGGUUUUGGCGCAGGUCGCACGCGCCUCCACACGUAAAACAAUAUAUAUUUUUAACAAGCAACACCCUCGCGGGUAAAUAAAUAUAAUAGGAUAGUUUAAGCUAAUCCUAUAUUUAUAUCAAAGCGAUCUCAUUGCUCGUAGCAGUUAUAUCGUAGCAUUGUUUCUACGAGACGUGCGUUCUGUUAGUGCAGUUUUUUGCUCGCGUGUUCAUUUCUUUUUAAUUCAUCGAUAUAUUUGUGAUAAGUUUUAUUUACAAUGGCGAUGAAAACAACGAAUGUAGAAGUGGGUAAUGACGCCGCAACGGACAUCGCGGGCACACGAGCUCAGUCAGACAAAGUACCGGCUGGAACGUCCUCCAUCAUCGGUCUAAACGAUGUGACGGACAACAAGCUAAUCUGGCGACAACUGGUGGCGGAAUUGUUGGGCACAUUUGUGCUGACGUCACUCGGCGUGGCGGCGUGCAUUGCCAUCACGGCAGCGCAGGCGCCGCAGACCACCAGCAUCGCGCUCGCCUUCGGUUUACUCGUUGGCUCUAUUGUGCAGGCGAUUGGACAUGUGUCCGGUGGUCAUAUAAAUCCUGCGGUCACAUGUGGAUUAUUCGUAUCCGGGGACAUCAAACUAUUGAAGGCCAUCUUCUACAUCCUGGUGCAGUCGUUGGGAGCCGUUGCUGGCGCUGCCUUCAUCAGGUUAGCUGUGCCCGAAGCAGUAAUAGAAAAUGGUUUUGGUUUGACAUUACCAGGAACAGGCGUUAGCGAGGCUCAGGCGUUGCUGAUUGAGGCGCUGGUGACAUUCCUGUUGGUGUUGGUGGUGCAUGGUGUGUGCGACGGCCGCCGUAACGACCUCAAGGGCUCCGCGCCCCUCGCUAUUGGACUUACCAUUACCGCGUGCCAUGCAGCCUGCAUUCCAUUCUCCGGAUCGAGUAUGAAUCCAGCAAGAUCUUUCGGUCCUGCGCUGGUCAUAGGCGACUGGAGCUCACACUGGGUGUAUUGGGUGGGUCCGAUAGUGGGUGGUGUUGUUGCCGGACUGAUUUAUAGGUUCGUGUUCCGCAUAGGCAAGAGCGGCGACAGUGGCUCCUACGAUUUCUAAACGACCGAGUCUCAAUGAUAGAUCGAGCUUCCCUUCAAUGUGCCUUCAUUCUCUAUGAGCUUCAACGUCUUCAUGAGAUAAAGCUAUUUGAGAUGAUUAUUUGAUAGUAUUGGGGUAAUUUAACAUAUCUCUUAACUUUGACUCUUCUAUUUAAAAUAUGAUAAAGCAAAGUUUUUUUUUUUCAUUAUUAGUACUUCAGUUAAAUAAAUGAUGAAGUUAAUUAUACAAAUGAUGGUUUAAAAUUUUACUUUCGAGAUUCAAAUUAUGUUUGUUUAGAGUUGUUAUUUUUUAUUAGCGAUACUAUAUUUUGUCGUAUUAAAGUUUACAUCGAAUGCUAUCACUACACAGAUGAAACUUUUUGUUAUUUAUUUAAAAAAAUAUUAUAUAUCGAUUAUAGUAGCACAUAUAAUAUAUUGUGAUGGGGUGAAUCGAUUCGAUGGUUAAUUAUAUUUUGAAACUUCUACUUUCAAAAAGACUAUUACUUUGAUAUUGAAAAACUUAGAAUCUUCAGUUCAUCCCAACAAAGAUUAAUAUGAUUUUUGUAAGAUAUAAGUUAUUAGGGGUUUAUACAAAUGUUUACCUAAGGCUAUUUAUAUUAUGUGAAUAAAGUAUUAUAAUUAAGUAUACAGAUAAUUAUUCAACAUACUGUUGUUAUAAUGAGUGCCUGAGUUAUGAGUGAGAGUACCUACGAGAUUAAAGACUCGUCAAGAUAGAUUAUGUGGACAUAUUAUUGUGAAAUAAUAUUAUUAUUAUAAAUAAACUUUAAGG